This is a messenger RNA of Histoplasma capsulatum G186AR, 492 nucleotides long. RefSeq lists its product as uncharacterized. NCBI's taxonomy places the organism in Eukaryota, Fungi, Ascomycota, Eurotiomycetes, Onygenales, Ajellomycetaceae. The record is from RefSeq and is a predicted model, not a curated record. The transcript is spliced from 2 exons. The coding region runs from base 1 to 492 and encodes 163 amino acids.
AUGGCUGUUGGCCCUCGCGUGUCCAAGGAGGACUUUAUGCAUGCGUUGGGUCUCGAUGCGAAUAACCCUCAACAUGAACCUUUUUAUCGAGCAAUGAGAGAUGAAGCCAUUGUUGUGUACAACAUAUUGAACCAGGACAAUUCAAACCUACUUGAAAACCUGAGAAACGACCCUUCAAUCCGACCACCGUUUUUUUGGCACCACAUCCGACCAGAGAGACAACGAUGGGGAAUUCUAGAAAUUUGGCGAAACUCCAAACCGGUCACACGAGCGUGGUUCGACCGCGGUAUUACAGACGGAGAAUAUGGGCCCAACUGGGUAACAGGGUGGCUGUUGUACAGCGUGUUCCGUUCUCGAGACGUUCGAAAUAAUCGUAAUCGCCGGAAAGGCGAAGACGGAGGGUCUGGGAAUUCGGGUGGUACCCAAUCCCCGUUCACCUUGUUGACAUAUUGUUUCCCGCAUUCAAAAACUGAUAGACAAUUUUGCCAUUAG